AUGCCUUCGAUUCGAUUACACACGCGCUCUUCCGCGCCCGCUGUAUCAGCGACAGAGACAUCGUCCUUCCCUCUCACUAACCCUCUCCCGCAACUCCUCCAAACACCCUCCGGCCUUGCGCUCCUUGAGCUUCAAGGCACGAUCAACCUCCCAGAACAUGAACCAGACACAAGUCCAGAUGGUUCACCCAAUCUGAAUGCCCCGUCCGUCGAAACGCCCAUCGGAAAGAUCAUGUUCCCCGACUAUUCAUUGCUCAACCCAGACGACACGAAGUGGAUGAAGCGAGUCUAUCUGUAUGUCGGUCGGUAUCAACGCAUGACUGGCGAGGUGAAGAAGCUGCCGCGACCGAUAGCAGUGCUGCAGAAGCGUGCUGGGUCGGAGAUGGAGGAGUUGGAGAUUGUCGAGGUCGUGCGAUACAAGAUCUUCUUCAAGAAUCGACCAGAGCCUGUCAAUGAUAUUUGA
This is a messenger RNA of Penicillium maclennaniae, 462 nucleotides long. RefSeq names its product Ctf8 family protein. The transcript has a single exon. Gene Ontology annotation, cellular component: Ctf18 RFC-like complex. Lineage: Eukaryota; Fungi; Ascomycota; Eurotiomycetes; Eurotiales; Aspergillaceae. Gene Ontology annotation, biological process: mitotic sister chromatid cohesion. Bases 1 to 462 code for a protein of 153 amino acids. The record is from RefSeq and is a predicted model, not a curated record.